AGCUUAGCUCAGACGACUCUCUGAAAGUAAAGUUCAAAGCCCAGGCAUUGAUCUACCCAGUGCUGCAAGCUCUUGACUUCUACACCCCGUCAUACCAACAGAACCAGGCUGUGCCCAUCCUCUACCGGCCUUAUAUGGCUCGAUUCUGGCUUCAGUACCUGGGGGCUGACUCCUCCCUUGAGCCCCUCCUGCUGGCUAACAAUCACAGCUCUCUGGACCAGCUGGCGAUCAGCGCCACGACCCGCUCCAAGCUGAACUGGACAGCUUUGCUGCCGGCGGAGCGCAAGAAGAACUUCAAGCCGGUUGUUAAAGAAAAGGGAUCACCGGGUGUGGUGGGUGAGGUGCCCGGGCUGAUGGACGUUAGGGCAGCACCACUACUGGCAGAGAAGGGUGUUCUGGGUAAAACACCCAAGGCGUAUGUGAUGACGUGUGAGUUUGACGUGCUGAGGGACGACGGGCUGAUGUACGGCGGACGCCUGCGUGAAGCUGGCGUCGAGGUGACUAGUGACCACUAUGAGGACGGUUUCCAUGGCUGCAUGGUGUUUGCAAACCUGCCAAUGAUGUCGAGUGUCGGACAAAGAAGCGUGAGGAACUACAUCCGCUGGCUGGACCAGAACCUAUAAACAAAGAGGGUUUUCCUCACAUCUGGGAGCUCUUUGUUUAAUUGUUACAGAUAUACAUCACUCAUGAAGGUGCAGAACAUCACAUCUGCAAACAGAUGUGAUAAUUAGAUUUUCUGCAUUAGAGCUACUUUAAUACAAUUCACUGGAUCUUAGUAUUUGAUGGGAAGUAGAGGCAAAACCAAAGAAAGAUAUUCAUAAAACCAAACAUUAUUAUUAUGUGGCAGCAUUUUCAGGUAGGCAAUAUAUUUAUGGCUUAUUUAUUUAUUCAAAAAAUUAUAAAAGAUUUUUUAGUUCUAAGCUAAUUUUACACUGGUUUGAAAAAAGAAAUUCACAUUAUAUAAUGAAAAAGUCAGUCACUGGACAAAAAAUACAUAAUGAAGCAGGGUUUUACUUUGUUAGAAAAUGUGUGCAUUCCUAAAUUUAUAUUAUUGUGCAAUUUAUUUAAUAUAAUAGUUAACUAGUUCAUUUAUGUGCAUAUUUUAUUAUUUGUGUAUUUUAUUUAACUAGUUUGUGUUUCAAUUAUUUACUUUUCAAUUUGACACAACAGGGUGCUGUACAGACCACAAAGCAUGUGCUGUUUGUGAGGCCUGAGUGAGUAGUUAUGUCUAAAAGUACAUAGUUUAAAGCCAUUACUUGUGUUUAUGACAUAUGGAAUGUCCUCAGAAAAUAACUUAAGAUCAUGUGAACAGACUUUGUCAACUGCACCUUAAAUUUAAAUGCAGCAAAUAUGGCAUGGGAAUGAAUUAUCUAUUCUUCUAGGGCCACUUCCUUGGUUCCUGAAAUCCAUUGACCUUGAAGUACAAAACUUGCAACAGUAAUAACUUGAUUCAUAUUAAAUGUUCUCUUAGUUGUUUUUUUCUUGGUUUACAACUGGUCAACCGCUUUAAGUUAGCAGGUGAAGACAAUCUGGCCUCUUUCCCAGCAGGAACAAACCUUUAGCUUUAGAUUUUAGAGAAAGUUAGCAUCACUGCAUCAUAUUAUAUUAGAUAAUUUCCGAAAUCUACACUGCAAGGACUUUCUGUAACUUCCUGCAAACACUUUUCUCAGGCGUGAUUUAUGAUCAUGCUGAGAUGCUUUAGCACUGAAGGUAAUAAAGACCUCCUUGUGUUGUGAUCGUCUACUAUUAAAUUAAUUUGAACUGAAUAUCAUGGUUGAAAAGAGUAACUGUUAAUCGAGUAGUAGAUAACAAAGUGAUCCAAGUUCAGACAUUCUUUGAGAAGUUGUUGUGAUUAAGUCAAGCAAAGAACUAGUCAAGCUAAAGCUACUGAAACUAAUGAUUAAUCAAGUUAAUAGCUAUUUAGGCUAAAAGGUACUUAAGCUUAGGCUACUAAAGAUAAUGACUACUUAACCUAAUGACUACCCAUUCUAACACUUUCUUUGCUAGCUUGUAGGUGAAGAUGUCUUGAAGUGUAAAAGCAGUCAAGACUAAACAAGAUCAAGCUCACAAGAACUUACGCUUCUGGCUACUCAAUUUGAGGGCUACUCCAACUACCUUCUAUUAACUAAACUUAAACAUUUCUUUAGCAAACAGCUAAAUAAACCAACAGCUACUCAAGCUAAUAAAUACUCAUGGUAGUUACCAACUAGGGAAAUGACUAAUCAACCUAAUAGCUUCAUGUGAUCAUGGCUGUUCAAGCUAAUAGCUUCUCAAACUAAAAGGUAUUUAAGCUGACACAUACACAAACUAAUAGUUAACUCAUCAAGUCACUAGUUAAAUUUAUAGCUUGACUGGUGACCUGCAAACAGCUAAACUAGCUAACCUAAUUAAGCUAAAGCUACCUUUGCUUUGGACUAUGCAAGGUAACAGCAAUUUAGGCUACUAGCAACCCAGUUGAUAAGGUAACAGCUAACUGCUAUUCAAAUGACAGACUACUUAACUCUCUGGCUACUCAAGCUAAUAAAUACUUGAACUAUUCUGGUCAAACUAAUGUUUACUCAGGACUACUCAAGCUAUUGGCUGCGCAAACCAAUAGCUACUUAUUCUUAGUUGUGACGGGCUAUGGCUACUACGACUAAAGGCUACUCAACCUAGCUGCCAUUUAGGCUAGCGAAUUCUCAAGCCAAGCUGAUCACAAUUUCUGAAAUUAGCCGAGGACGUCUCCGGCUUGUAACUGUAAAGUUUUGUCAGUGGGAAAGGUAGGGACGGCGCAGGUGUUUGGUUGUCGCGUGCAACGCUGAUGGGGGUCGGCACAUUUCCCUCUUCUACUAGCUUUCUGUGACGCUGACAACAGCGCGUCCAGGUACCUUAAUAGCUCUUGCUGUGCACAAUUUUUCUCGUACAUGAAAUGGUGAAAUCGGGGGAUAUUUCUGGGAACAAGUCUUCAAAAACCCAGAAAUCGGAAAUUUCUGUUCAACCUAUCUCAAGCUAACCGCUGCUUAACAUCUACUCAAGCUACCAGAUUGCCAAAAUAACAGCUCAUCAAGUUAACAACUACUCAGUAUAAUAAGUAUCGACACGUGAUGUCAGCGUCACAUAUUUGUCACAGACUGUGAUGCACAGGACCCUUAAACUCUGUUUUGCCAUGUACAAACAUAAACACCAAAACUCUACUUUGGCUGGAGGUUUUCAGAAAUAAUUGUUUUUAAGUUAUGUAGAACUGAGUUUCCAUGUGGUUGGAAGAUCAAAAGAAGGCAUAGAAAUGUAUUCGUUUUCACAGAUAUGUGUGGACAAGGCCUGAGAUCUCUCUGCUUCAGUCAAGAUCGUGAUUGGACACAAGUACCGCACAUAACAAAACUUCUAAAAAAAACUUUGAACUCCCCUUGGGAAGGAAAAUGGGAAUGCUAAUACUGUAUUUAACUUUUUCUUUCCAUAGUUGCACAGCAGUAAUUAUGGUUUCCUUCAAUUAACAAAUUAUCUACAGAAAGAAACAUUCCUGUUUUUUUUUUUUUACUUAACUUCUAAAUGCAGGACAGUAAAAGAACCUAAACUGCAGGUUUGAUAUAGACGUUUUUGAACAUUUUCCAGAGAGCUGUCCCUUGGAAAUAUACAUGACCCACAUAUCUUGAGGAACACUUCAUGAUUAGUUUUUCGGGCCAAAGCUAAAUGCAAUAGUUUAGCAAAGAAUUAUGCAAGAACAGCAUUUAAUCUGUUACGGCUUUAGUUAUUCCACUGUUUUUAAGCAUGCUCUACCGGUCAUCCGUCUUAUUUCUUUUAAAAUGGGAUUUUCUUUUGUGCUUAAUGUAAAAUUGAGAUUUAUGAUCUGAAUGGUGCAGUUUUAAAUUGUUAGACCUCAGAGUAAAAUCAGAUGUUUUAUUCUGUAACAAUGCCCUGAGAGACUGCAGAGGUCUACCGACACAUGUAACAAGAAGUCAGGGUUGGCUGCGUUCGUGUGUUGCAGUAAAAGUAUGCCAGAGUUCACAGCUGUGAAGACUCAACAUUGUGCAAUACUGUGUGUGUCUGAGUGUCUCUCACAUGCUGUAACUUCAAGAUCACUGCACUGCAGGGCCUGUGCAAUGAGGAGCGUGAUGAUGGCUAUGAAAUCUAUUAGUACAUUGCUUUAUCACCAUCAGAGAGUAGAUUCCAGGUGGGCUAUCAUGUUUCUCCUCCACUGCUGUCUUAAAACUAAUAACACUAAAUGACUUCAGUGUGUACCAGACAGACAAGGCUCUGGGUUUUCACCCAAACCAGAACCAGUGACCUGAUUGUGGUCGUUACUUCUCCACUCUGUGAAUCACCAAGCUGCGGUUUUCCAGACUCAACAAUGAAUAAAAAAAAAAAAAUAUGUAUAAGAAGGAUUUAAUCUGUAGGGAUCACUUGUGUAUUGUUUAAAAUUAGGCAUUAUAAAAGUAAAUAUUAGAUAAAUAAAGGGCACCUUAAACGAGCCGUGUUAUGCAGCAGGUUGUUUCAGGCGAGCAAAUAUGUGAAAAUGGGGUGCAGAUGGACAUUCGUAUUUUCUUUCAUUUGUCUCCAUGGAUUUUAUGCAUUUAAAAAAAAAUGGUUAUACAAAAUAUUUCUGUCCAUGUUUUGGUGUAUGUUAACAUUCCUCCAUCAUCUUUGCCUCUGGUUACAUGGUUAAUAUGCAUAAGGAUCCGUCUGCUUUUUAGGGCGAGGCUUGAGCAAAAGAUGUUUCUCUUUAUGUCACAUUAAUAUGUUUUUAUCCAUAUUAACGUAUAUAACUGUAUGUCUAAAUGCUUUUGGAUGAAAUGACUGGUACACUGAUGCAGAAUAUUUGUGAAAGUUGAAGUUAAGUAACAUUCAUACAUCUUUUUUUCUGCUUGCGAGAUUCAGUUAAUGUAUUUAUUUUUUAUUGCUGAUAUUAUUUUGUUGUUACUAUGCCUCUGCAAAUUCUCAGUUAUCCGGGUCAUCUUGUUAAGCAUUAAAAUGUUCACACUAUGGUUAAAACUAGAUUUAAGGACAUUAAACUGUAAAAUAAACUUUGCAGAACUUUC
This is a messenger RNA of Fundulus heteroclitus (mummichog), 5012 nucleotides long. Its product is annotated as neutral cholesterol ester hydrolase 1. Lineage: Eukaryota; Metazoa; Chordata; Actinopteri; Cyprinodontiformes; Fundulidae. Gene Ontology annotation, molecular function: carboxylic ester hydrolase activity. The record is from RefSeq and is a predicted model, not a curated record. Gene Ontology annotation, cellular component: membrane.